AUGCGAGAUGAUAAAGGAGUCCAUGAAGUUGAUGGGCUGAGUGCCGCUGCACAUUGGAUGUCUUGGUUUCUGACGGUCUUCAUCUACAUCGUGCUGGUGAUGGCGGUCUACACACUGCUAUGCGGCAUUAGCAUCAGCGCGAACGGUCCGGUCUUAGCCGAAAGUGACCCCUCUCUGCUCUUCGUGUUUCUCCUGUGCUACGGCGUGUGUGUCGUUUCAUUCUGUUUUAUGAUCAGUGUGUUCGCACAGAAAGCCAACGUGGGUGCAGCUAUUGCAGGGAUCCUCUUCUUCUUCACCUACUUCCCCUACUUCUUCCUCCAAUCUCGCUACGAAACUAUGUCUCGCCCCGAGAAGCUGGGCGUCUCCAUCCUCCUGAAUAUGGCCAUGGCCUACGGGGCGAAUGUCAUCUCCUUGUACGAAGGGACUG
This is a messenger RNA of Haliotis rubra (blacklip abalone), 427 nucleotides long. RefSeq names its product phospholipid-transporting ATPase ABCA3-like. The annotation marks the transcript as partial. Gene Ontology annotation, biological process: lipid transport; transmembrane transport. The transcript has 3 exons. NCBI's taxonomy places the organism in Eukaryota, Metazoa, Mollusca, Gastropoda, Lepetellida, Haliotidae. Gene Ontology annotation, cellular component: membrane; intracellular membrane-bounded organelle. The record is from RefSeq and is a predicted model, not a curated record. Gene Ontology annotation, molecular function: ABC-type transporter activity; lipid carrier activity.